AUGGAUGCCCUCAAGAACAUCGUCAACAAUGUCCCCGAAUGGUUGGACCGUCUAGACCAGCUCGGGGAACAGAUCGACCAGCGUCAGGUUGAGCUUGCAGCACUGGGCGCUGAUAAGUCGUCGCGCUCCAUCAAGAACCGCGGAUCAACCGAAUCGCUGAAGCUCAAAGACGAAACACCCAAUGAUGCGUCAACACCAGCCGACGAAGCUCCCGCGAACAAGGCGAGUACCCAACAACCCGUUGUCUCUACGACGCCAUCUCAGGAUGGGACAAGAACCAACAACCAUCCUUCCAGCCCUAGUAGCGGAACACCUUCGGCCCUCCAUAAGCAGACUCGACAGGCAAUGGCUUUAGCGCAAGCUCGCGCCCGGGCUGUAGUCGAGAAGAGACCCCGCCCGUCUUCAGUGCUGUCAAAUGAGGAUGACGCUCCGGCCAAAUAUCGCUCACGGAAACUGGUUCUCGUCUACUACGACUCGUUUGUCGAAAGCUUCUUCGAGGAGCUGGUCAAGUUUGUAUCGGCAAGUCGGAAUUUGAUGCGUAAAGCCAAGAUGGCGGCAAAGGUGGCUGCAAUACGCCGUUUGGCAGAGCGAGAGCAGCCCGAUGAAGAUAACACCGGCGCUGGUGACCUUCAGCCAGACACUACCGAUGGUGCUGCCACCGCCUCCGACGCGCUGCCCUCCCUGCGUUACAUGAGCACAAGACGAAUGGGGCCUCCCAACGGUCGAAAUGGCCCUUCGUACACGCGAGCUGGCCAGGGGGGUGGUGCCAUGAUGAGCGAAACCGGGCCAGACGCUUAUGACGAGCUCGAUAAGUGUCUCGAGUAUAUUCAAAACCAGUCUGAACAUGCCGCUCACCAAUUUCUGCGUGAUGGAGAAUGUACGGAGGAAAUUGGCAACAUUCAGCGGCGUCUUGCCGAGACCAAAGAGCUGGCAAUUAAGGAAAUGGCACGAGUCGAAAAGGACGAACCCGAGCUACUGAGGGCUACCAGCGAGGCCAACAAGGUGCGGACUCUUCGGCCGACGAGCAUGCGCCGCGAGCUCACGGCCGGCAAGGACAACAACCCGCCCUUGCCUCCCAAAAAGCUUGAAGUCGACUCCAAUUUUGAGGUGGCGGAAAAGGCGCCAGCCAACCACAAGGCGGUUGCCGUCGACGUGUCCAAGCCUUUGGAGGCGGGCAUUGCGGCCAUCGAGGCGGAUGAUGAGGGUAUCGACGACAUGGAGAUCACACUACCACCCAGGUUGAACUAUCGAUCUACCAGGGCGAUGCGAAGCUGA
Molecule: messenger RNA, 1275 nt
Organism: Colletotrichum higginsianum IMI 349063
Lineage: Eukaryota; Fungi; Ascomycota; Sordariomycetes; Glomerellales; Glomerellaceae
Exons: 1
Coding region: 1-1275 (424 amino acids)
Source: RefSeq, a predicted model, not a curated record